Callorhinchus milii (elephant shark) is the source of this 7217-nucleotide messenger RNA. RefSeq names its product sema domain, immunoglobulin domain (Ig), transmembrane domain (TM) and short cytoplasmic domain, (semaphorin) 4Ba (gene sema4ba). Gene Ontology annotation, biological process: negative chemotaxis; semaphorin-plexin signaling pathway; neural crest cell migration. The record is from RefSeq and is a predicted model, not a curated record. Bases 263 to 2785 code for a protein of 840 amino acids. The transcript has 15 exons. Gene Ontology annotation, molecular function: semaphorin receptor binding; chemorepellent activity. Lineage: Eukaryota; Metazoa; Chordata; Chondrichthyes; Chimaeriformes; Callorhinchidae.
UGUGUCUACUACAAAUGCAGGAGUUACAGAGCUCGCACUGUUCAACCAAGAAGCCUGCUCUGAUCUGGUUGGACGUGUGGAAACUGGUUUGGGGUAACUACUGAUGAGUAAUAGAAGCAGCGUUCAUUCCACCUCAGUGAAAACCUACGAGUGUUGUUCCAGACUGCAUUGUUUACCUGUGGAUUACAAAUUGACUCAAGCUCUUUGAAGACGAGAAGACAGGGGAGACAAGUAUAGACUUUACUACCAGUCUGCAGUCACCAUGCACUCAAAUCUUGCAAAAUUUCUAUUGCUGACAGUUAGUACUUUAUAUACAGCUGCAUUUACUCAGGCUGCUUCCACAGAGGAUGAUAUCAUUCCGAGGAUUGUUUUUCAUUACAACAGUGCAGACAGACCUGUCAAGUAUUUCUACAGGGACGGGGUCGUGAAUUACACCACACUGCUGAGAGGCUCUGAUGGAGAAACGUUGUACGUCGGUGCAAGAGAUGCCAUUUUCGCCUUGAAUGUUUCAGAUAUUGCUCCCAACAGAUUCAAAAAUGAGGUGAUUUGGGAAUCUCCAGAGCAGAAGAGGAGGGAAUGCAAUUUUAAGGGAAAGAAUUUGCAGAGUGACUGCUUCAAUUACAUCAAGAUCCUCCUUCAACUAAACAGCACUCACAUUUUUGUUUGUGGAACAAAUGCUUUCAGCCCUAAUUGUUCCUAUAUCCAUGUUGCAAACUUCUCUCUAGUCAAAGACGCUAAUGGUAAUAUUUUAACUGAAGAUGGAAAAGGUCGAUGCCCCUUUGACCCGACCUAUAAGUCAACUGCAGUUAUUGUUGAUGGAGAGCUGUAUGCAGGAACUGUCAGCAAUUUUCAAGGCAACGAGCCAAUUAUUUCAAGAAGUGGUAAUAAACCACCAUUGAAAACCGAGAAUUCUCUGAACUGGCUCCAAGAUCCAUCUUUCGUUGGUUCAGCAUAUAUACCAGAAAAUUUACCAGAGAACAAUCCUAUUGGAGAUGAUGGCAAAAUAUAUUUCUUCUUCAGUGAAACUGGCAAAGAAUUUGACUUUUUUGAGAAUACAAUUGUAUCGCGGAUAGCACGAAUCUGCAAGGGUGAUUUAGGUGGGGAGCGUGUGCUACAGAAAAGGUGGACCACUUUCCUGAAAUCCCAGCUCUCCUGUUCACUUCCCGACGAUGGGUUCCCAUUUAACAUCAUACAGGACAUGUUCGUCCUUACUCCUGGGAAAGAACAUUGGAAAAAUACAACCUUUUAUGGAGUAUUUAGUUCACAAUGGUACAAAGGUGGUGCAGCCACAUCUGCUGUCUGUUCAUUCUCUAUGGCAGAUGUCACAAGAGCCUUCAGUGGAAGGUACAUGGAAGUGAAUCGCGAGACACAGCAGUGGUAUCCCUACAAUCACAUUGUCCCAGAGCCAAGACCAGGCACUUGCAUUACAAAUGCUGCAAGAGCCAUGAACAUAACCUCUUCAUUCCAAAUGCCGGAUAAAGUGCUGAAUUUCGCCAAAGACCACUUUCUGAUGGAUGAAAUAAGGAGUCAGCCCUUGUUGAUCAAAAAACAUAUUAAAUACACACAGAUUGUUGUGGACAAAGUUGAAGCCAUUCACAGUCACUACAACGUCAUGUUUCUGGCCACAGAAACCGGGGUAUUGCACAAAGCAGUAAAUGUGAACAAUAAAAUGCACAUCAUUGAGGAAAUUGCUUUGUUUGCUGCACCACAACCCGUACAGAACCUGAUACUGGAUUCAAAACAGGGCAUGUUGUAUGCAUCUUCUUACUUGGGCGUCGUUCAGCUGCCUACUUCCAAUUGCAGCAUUUACCAGAUUUGUGGCGAGUGUGUCUUGGCCAGGGAUCCUUACUGUGCCUGGGAUGGGAUGAUGUGCAGAAGUAUCCGAGGAUUACAGUUCAAUUCUCAAUGGAAACAAGACAUUGAGACGGGCAAAGCUCAACAGCAGUGUUGGAACCCUAAUGAUUCAGCAGUGAGACCGAGGGCUUUCAGGCCACAGCGUUCUGUCCCAUGUGAGACUGUCACUGUGCCACUUAAUAGUUUCAAAUUGCUACCCUGUCACGUAAGAUCAAACUUUGCAACAAGAAAGUGGAUGCAUAAUGGAGCAGUAGCAGAUUCUAUGUACACGAUUCUUACUGACGGCGAGAUUAUCACUACAGCAGAGACACUUGGAGUAUAUGAAUGCUGGGCCUUAGAGGAAGGCUUUCAGCUGCUGGUUGCAAACUAUUGUGUGAGAGCGGACUGGUCUUUGGAAGCCACAACAGCAUCAAGAAAAUCCAUCCCUGUAGAAAGCUACGGAAAUCCAGAGAAAGGGAUAGUUAUAAACCCACUCAGUAGUGAAAGCCGAUAUGCUCAGCACACCAAUGGGAAGAAUUACUGGACUGAGUUUGUAACGGUGAGUGUAGUGUUUGCGCUGACUCUUGCUGUUUUAUGUCUCAUUUUCCUGUAUUGGAACAGAGACAGAAUGAAGUCACUGAUAAAAGAUGGAGAAUGCUCGAACAUCCAACAAAAGAAACAAAGAAAGAUUGAGAUACAAGAAAGUCUUCCUUUGAACGGAAAUCCGAUUCAGGUACCAACUCCUGACCACCACAAAGGUUACCAGAGUUUAAAUGACAACCACAUCUGCAGUACACCAGUGCUGGAAAAUGCCACCAGUGGCAAGGACUCUGAGUAUCCAGAAUCACCAAAUAGUCAGCUGAAUCAAAAAAACUUGUAUGUGGAGAUUUCCCCACGUUGCCCACAACCUAGAGUGAGAAUUGGUUCUGAAAUCAAGGAUGCUGUCGUGUGAAACACAAAGUGAGCUACAACUAUACCACUGUGGCCUUUGUAAGGGACCAACCAUAUGAAAUUGGAAAGACUAAGGCUGGUAGCUUAAAAACUACAAUUGUUGUACUGUGCCACUUGGAUAUCUUUUCAGUAUGUAAAUCACAUGCAUGGAUGGUUAUCGGUGUGACAUUCAGUUUUAGUAAAUGUGUGUAUCUGUAACCAUCAGCUGAACAGCAUGGAAAUGCAUGAUAUAUUGGAUGACAUACUAUUCCCAAUUUGUUUGCAAUUUUGGGCUUACAGUACAAGACUCUCCUUUUAUUCAGGGAGGGAGUGAUAGGAAAUCUUAGUGGAUGGAAAUAAAAUAAUUUUGUGUGCCAAAUGCACAGGAGCACACAUUUUAUAUAAUGUUAUAAGGGUUCAUUUUCAUAGGUGGACACGAUAACUCUGAAAUGUACCAAACCUUGCAUACAGCAGUGACUGCUCAAACCUUGUAUCCCACUAGUGUAUACUUACCGCACAUUUACUGAAAAUUUUCAGCUUUCAAAAUGUGGACAUCCUUCAUAUUAGAUUUAUGCAAUGAUUGUGUAUAAAUCUCCGAGUUGUGUAUUAUAAAUUAGAAUUGUAGAUGUGUUCAGAACUUCAAAUGAUUAUUCUGCAAACAAACUAAAAAGGAAAAUUGAUGGUAUCACAUUGUUAAUUUGGCAGCAGAAAUUUGACUCCAGUUUUCAAUGGGUUAAAUGUCCACAUGUAAAUCGACACGUUUCUCAUACAAAAUGUGAAUGUUUUAUUAUUGGAAACAAAAAAAACUGCUAAUACGAUGAGCCUUUGCUUCAGUGGGUAUCAAGUAGAAGAUGUGUACAUAGAUUUGUAACAGGCUAAAGGGAAGGAACUCGAGGUGAGUUAGAUGAAAAUAGAGGUAGUGGUGUAGUGCCUCAGUGUACUUUGGUUGAACCAACUAUUCCUAUAGUGGAAAUCGCAUGACAUGGUACACCUAGAUGUCUAAAAGCCCUUUGAUUAAGCACCACAUGAACGGUUUCUUUGCGUUACUGCCAGUGGGUAUCAAAAGUAAAGUAGACAUGGAUGCGGAUUAGUAGGUGGCUUAAGGGAUAGAGGCAGACAUUUGAUGUAAUUGAAAUGGAUGAAGUAUUAAGUAGGGUACCACAAGGUCCAUGUUGGAAUCCAUUUUGGUCCUAGUAUACAUGUAUGCUAUAGAGGAAUAUAAGAUGCUUAACAGGAUAGUGAAAGUAAACCUGGAAUAAUGCUUUCAGAUACUCAAAAGGCAAUAGAAAAGAACACAGGUUCAGGGUUGUGAAUUGGACAUUUAGGACAGACACGGAAUAUGUUUCUUUAAUUAAAGGCUAGACCAGGUUCUCAGAAUGGGUGGUCAAAGCCAAGACACUGGCUUUAAGACACUCAUUUAAAAAUAGCUUGGUCCUGGAAUUGGAUGAACAGAUAUUCUGGAAGGAGAUCAAUUAGGCAUAAAAGGCAUUUUCCAUCUAAACCUCUCUUGUGAAUUUGUAGUUAUAUAAAAAAACUGGUACAGUGGGGAAGACAGAUAAGAUGAUGUGUCUGCAUCUUGCUGUUGCUUUUUUUUAUUAUAUGCUAAAAAGGAUUAUUAAAGAUGGAUAUGGAGACAGACCUGAGAUCCUCGCUCCUAUUUUGAGUUGGUGAAAAGUGGAUAAUAAUGAGAAAAUUAGCCUUGCUUUAACAUUUCCAGGUUGACCCAGUAGUUGUUGCAAUUAGUGCUUAUGUUAGUGAAAGUAAUUUGUUCAAAUUGGAGCUUAUGUAGGAAAGGUUCCAAAGAUUUAACCUGGCAUUAAGGAAAAUCCAGUAAAGAGUUUUCAAGACUUAAUAAACGUUUCAGUUAUCAGAAAUAUGCACCACCAGCAUGAGGUUAGUCAUCUUUUGGGAGCAGUAGCCUUUUGGUUAAACCUACUGAUGUGUGACAAGAUACAUGACCAAUAUCUGAAUUGAAGUACUGACUGAGAUAGAUGGGACUUUUUGGAGCACAUUAUUUCCAGAUUGAGAUAGCAGAAUGAGGGCAUCACGUCCCAGAGAGAUGAUAAAGUGUUGAAUACCUCCCUAGUCUGGAUGACAAUGAGACAUCAUGUAUAGUGUUGGUGAGAAGCAGAGGUUGACAGCAUCUUAACAAUGUCCCUAACUAGGAUGGGCACCCAACCUUCUUUGGAGAAGACUGGCAAUUUAAUGCCUUUUAGUACAUUACAAAACAUCACCCUGAUUUCAUCCCAUUUCCUUUUAAGAACAGAGUAAAGCAACAAUUGUUGCAAGUGUUUGCUAUUCUUCAUUGUUAGUAUAAAAUGUUUGUAAGUACAGAUAAAUCAUGUGAUUUAAAACAGCAUUGGCAAAAGGUAGGAAAAUAUCACUCAAGAAAACGAAUUCAACCUGUCAGUCAUAUUGUAGCAAUAUCUUGUUGUAACAUGUAUACACACCAUGGUAAGUAAACUACUGAGCACUGACUAUAUCUACAGCAGUUUUAGUGUCCAACUUGUAUUUUAGGUAACAACAUGUAGCAGAAAUAUAUUGGGAUACUGUGAAUUAGUUGUACGAAAGGGAAUUAAUACCCUGAGAACCAGUGAGCUAUAGUAUAGAUGUGAAUCUCUAGGCUUCUGUACUUAAUUUUUUGAUAAUUUACCAAGUUGAGUUCAUAGUUCUUUUCUGUUUUCUACUAUUAAACACUAUUAAGGCAUUUUUUUUUAAAGCCACCAUAUCAGUGAGCAAACAUGCGCUCUCAAUCAUGUAGGACACCAGAAGGUGGUACUUCUUCAUGUCUCAGUCCAUUUAGGUCACUUUGAUGACAUGCUCUUGUAAUGAGAGGUCCCAUUGUCCAUGCAUUGUGUCAAAGAGGCUCUGAGCUUCCAGCUGAGUGGAGCAUCAUUUAGUAAUAUUUGUGGGAAAUGUGUGGUUUAUUUCUUUUUAAAAUCCUACAUUCCAAUGCAGCAAAUAAAUGCCCUUUGCUGAAUUACAUUUAAAAUGCAUUUGGUCGUCUCGUACAUAAUCAGUGUGAGCUAGGAAGAUGAUUUGAAUAACUCAUCAACUCCAAGUGAAGUUUAUUGGCGUGGAGACUGAGUAAGGCAGUGCAUUCAACAUCUCUCCUCCCUCUCUUGACUAGUCAGCACCUCCUGUUUCUUUCUGCUAAAUUGGGUGGGUUCAUGCAAAGGGACUCUGCAGGUUAUCAGUACCAAGUGUGCUACUCUUGUAUCUGGAGGCUAAGUAUUCAAUUUCAAAAUUGAAACAGUCAUAUAGAUUCAAAGCAAUGAUAUCACCUUUGUACUAGCACUAAGCCUACUUGACAUUAUUCUUUGAUUUUAUUAAAAGGCUUUAUCUUGGAUCAAACCAUCUGCAUGUAAUGUCUUACAGUACUGCCUCUUACAAUAAAUAUGAUAAUAACUUGACUAAAUACCUUUUUAGAUAAAUGCAAAACCUCACUAGGAUUUUAUUAGUCAUUAGAAUAAAGUUUUGCUUAAGAACAUACACUAAUAUUUAUGUUAUAAUUCUCCUAUAAUAUAAUACUAAUCUUAACCCAGUGGUAUAACUGUAGAAAUCACAAAUUUCUGACUGCUAAAAGUUAUUUUCUAAAUUCCUAUGCACUAUGUAAAAAAUAUUUUGGUGUGCUCUCAUCACUGUGCAUUACCAUUUAAUUUCAUAGGUUUGUUUUUGCACGUCUUGUACAUGUUUGCAAUGGCUAUAUCCCUUUUGCUGUAACCCAUGAUAAAGAAGAGAUUUUCCUUUAUAUGAGUAGAAAUCUUAGACUGUUAAGCAUCUUAUUACAAAAUGGAACUCUGCCCAUAGUUGUACUGAAUUGUUCUGGAAUCAAUAUCUGUUAGUCACUUCAGAAAUGGUUCAACUGUCUUCAAUGUUUGGUAAUACUGUGCAUUUUUCACUAUGUUAUACCCAGGUUUGGCAGUCUUAAGUAUUUCUAGAGGGUGAACAAAGACCUGUAGAAAAAUGCUGAUAGCUCAUUGGGAAAACUCUUUGUAUCCAUUUAUACUGUUGUAAUCUAAUUAUUUUAAACCAGUGACCUAAACAUAGUACAUAUUUUGUCAGGUUUUCCAAUUUGCAUUCAGAAACCCAACUGUACUUUUUAUAUUUGUAGAGUCUCUUAAGUGGUGUGUAUUUCAAAAUGUCAGUAUUGAUGCUCAGUGUGGCUAAUAGUGGUGGAAUGUGUUUGUUAUGUUUCUAAAAAGAAAAAUGUGAGCUGUUGGGGGGAGGAGAGAGUGGUGUCAAAAGCAAAAUCAGUUCUGUAAAGUUGAUGCUAAAAUCUAAUGGAACACCAAAUGCUGAUACAUAGCAUUCUUAUAAUGUGUAUACUCGUUUGACAUUUUCCAAAGUAUACACUUGAAGAAUUUAUGUAAGGUACAUUUACUUCAGCUGUGACAAAUUUGCUUAGAAAGCUACUGGUUUGAACUGAUUGUACAGGAUAAAAAGUUUAGAAA